AUGUCUCAAGACGCUGCACAUUCAUUUUCCUUCCCUGAGGAGGAAGAAAAGAUCUUGAGCUUCUGGAAUGAUAUCGAUGCUUUCCAACGUUCGUUGGAACUAACUAAGGGAAUGGACCCUUAUGCCUUUUAUGAUGGUCCUCCAUUUGCCACUGGUGCUCCUCAUUAUGGCCAUAUCUUGCAAUCCACCAUCAAGGACAUUUUUCCGAGAUAUGAAACCAUGAGUGGUCAUUAUGUGGAGCGUCGUUUUGGCUGGGAUACUCACGGUGUUCCUGUUGAACACAUCAUCGACGAGAAGUUGGGUGUCAAAUGUAAACAGGAUGUUUUGGAUAUGGGCAUUGCCAAGUACAAUGCAGAGUGCAGAAGUAUUGUUAUGCAAUACGCCGACGAAUGGAGAAAGACCAUCAGUCGUAUGGGUCGUUGGAUCGAUUUUGAUAACGACUAUAAGACAUUAUAUCCUUCUUUCAUGGAAUCUGAAUGGUGGGCUUUCAAGAAGUUGUUUGAAAAGGGUGCCGUUUAUCGUGGUGUCAGAGUGAUGCCAUAUUCUACCGGUGUCACCACUGCUUUAUCUAACUUUGAGGCUCAAUUGAAUUACAAGGAUGUUAACGAUCCUGCUGUUACAAUCGGCUUUCCAUUGGUCGAUGAUCCAUCCACUAUUUUAGUUGCAUGGACUACAACUCCAUGGACUUUACCUUCCAAUUUAGCUCUUGCUGUCAAUCCAAAUUUUGUCUACACCAAGAUUUAUGACGAAGAUGCUAAAGUGAACUAUGUCCUACUUGAAAAGAUGCUUGGUACUUUGUACAAGAAGCCUAAAAAGGCACACUACAAAGUCGUUGGCACUGUGAAAGGAUCUGAUAUGGUUGGCUGGAAGUACCAGCCCUUGUUUACGUAUUUUUACGAUAAAUUCAAGGAUACGGCUUUCAGAGUCAUAGGGGCAGAUUACGUUUCCGAUGAUUCUGGUACGGGUAUUGUCCACGAGGCUCCUGCAUUUGGUGAAGAGGAUUUCAAUGCCUGCACAAAGGCUGAGGUCAUUUCGGCUGAUUUCUUACCUCCAAAUCCUGUUGACGAUGACGGUAAGUUCACUAAAGAGGUUCCAGAUUUCCAAGGUAUAUACGUUAAGGAUGCGGACAAGUUGAUCAUCAAAAAAUUGACCAGCGAAGGCCGGAUGCUUAGGGCCACACAGAUUCGCCACAGCUAUCCGUUCUGUUGGAGAUCCGAUACUCCUUUACUUUACCGUACCGUUCCCGCAUGGUUUGUUAGAGUCAAGACCAUCGUUCCUCAGAUGCUCGAAAGCCUUACGAAAACCCACUGGGUUCCUUCCACUAUUAAGGAGAAGAGAUUUGGUAAUUGGAUUGCCAAUGCACGUGACUGGAAUGUAUCCAGAGCUCGUUACUGGGGUACUCCUAUCCCAUUGUGGGUGUCAGACGACCUUGAGGAGAUUGUUUGUAUCGGCUCUAUCGACGAGUUGAAACAAUUGUCUGGUGAGGAGGACAUUACGGACAUUCAUAGAGAUAAGAUUGACCAUAUCACAAUUCCAUCUAAACAGGGUAAGGGUAAAUUACAUAGAAUUGAUGAGGUGUUUGAUUGUUGGUUUGAGUCUGGCUCGAUGCCUUAUGCCUCAAAGCACUAUCCAUUUGAGAACAAAGACAAUUUUCAUGAGGCAUUCCCUGCAGACUUUAUUUCUGAAGGUUUAGAUCAAACUAGAGGUUGGUUUUACACAUUAACCGUUUUGGGAACACAUUUGUUUGGUACUGCUCCUUACAAGAAUGUCAUUGUGGCAGGUAUCGUGUUAGCUGCCGACGGCAAGAAGAUGUCAAAAAGAUUGAAAAACUAUCCAGAUCCUAACAUCAUUUUGAAUAAGUACGGUGCAGACGCCUUACGUUUGUACUUGAUCAAUUCGCCUGUUUUGCGUGCGGAGACUUUGAAGUUUAAGGAGGAAGGUGUCAAGGAGGUUGUUUCGAAGGUUUUGUUGCCAUGGUUAAACUCCUACCGGUUCCUAGAGGGACAAGUGGCCCUAUUGAAGAAGUUACAGGGAGUUGACUUCAAAUUCGAUUCUAACUUGAGGUCUGAUAACGUGAUGGACAAGUGGAUCUUGGCUUCGAUCCAGACAUUGAUCGAGUUCAUCCACCAAGAAAUGUCACAGUAUAGGCUUUACACUGUGGUGCCUAAAUUGUUGAACUUAAUCGAUCAGUUGACCAACUGGUACAUUCGAUUCAAUAGAAAGAGAUUAAAGUGUGAAAAUGGUGUCGAGGAUGCCAAGUUGGCCCUCAAUACGUUGACCGAAGCUUUAUUUACCCUUGUAAGAGCCAUGGCACCGUUCACACCUUACUUGUCGGAUAACAUCUACCGUAAAAUGGUGAAAUUGUUUGACGAGGACUCGUUAAAGCAGUAUCAGCUCGGUGAGGACAACCGAUCGGUUCAUUUCCUAUAUUAUCCAAAGGUGGAAGAGUCAUUGUUUGACGAUCAGAUCGAAGUUGCAGUCGGAAGAAUGCAGAAGAUCAUCGAACUUGGCCGUACCAUUCGUGAGAAGAAGAUGAUAUCAUUGAAGACACCAUUGAAAAUGAUGGUUGUUCUCCACAGUGAUCCAUUGUUCUUGGAAGACAUCAAGUCUUUGCAGAACUACAUUAUUGAAGAGUUGAACGUUCGUGAAUUGGUGAUCACGUCAAAUGAAGAAAAGUACGGUGUUGAGUAUCGCGCAGUUGCAGACUGGCCAGUGUUGGGUAAGAAGUUGAAGAGAGAUGUCAAGAAGGUGAAGAGUGCACUUCCAGAUUUGACAUCGGAUGAGGUGAAGAACUACUUAAAGUCAGGAGGGAUUACCGUUGCUGGAAUUGAGUUGCUCAAGGGAGAUUUGCACGUGUUGAGAGGAUUACCUGAUUCGCAGACCAGAGAGGGAUACGAGGCACGAUCCGAAGGGGACAUCUUGGUUCUUUUAGAUACCAAGCUUUAUCCAGAGUUGGAGACAGAAGGAACAGUUAGAGAAUUGAUCAACAGGAUCCAGAGAUUAAGAAAGAAGGUAGGCCUCAAGCAAACAGAUGAUGUGCUAGUUCAAUAUAAGGUGAAAAAGGACACCUUGGGACUUGAAGGUGCUAUUAAGAAGCACGAAGAUAUGCUACUCAAGUGCACACGUCGUCCAAUGGAGAAGUAUAGCGAGGUUACAGAGGAGAAAGUGAUCACGGAGGAAGAGGCGAAUAUUAAUGAUACAGUGGUUGCAUUGCGGUUGUUGAAGAUAUAA
This is a messenger RNA of Brettanomyces nanus, 3231 nucleotides long. It is a transcript of the gene ILS1, whose product is annotated as isoleucine--tRNA ligase. The record is from RefSeq and is a predicted model, not a curated record. Lineage: Eukaryota; Fungi; Ascomycota; Pichiomycetes; Pichiales; Pichiaceae. Gene Ontology annotation, biological process: isoleucyl-tRNA aminoacylation. The transcript has a single exon. Gene Ontology annotation, molecular function: aminoacyl-tRNA deacylase activity; tRNA binding; isoleucine-tRNA ligase activity. The coding region runs from base 1 to 3231 and encodes 1076 amino acids.